Asterias rubens (European starfish) is the source of this 1984-nucleotide messenger RNA. RefSeq names its product D-beta-hydroxybutyrate dehydrogenase, mitochondrial-like. Lineage: Eukaryota; Metazoa; Echinodermata; Asteroidea; Forcipulatida; Asteriidae. Gene Ontology annotation, molecular function: oxidoreductase activity. The transcript has 4 exons. The coding region runs from base 1 to 1086 and encodes 361 amino acids. The record is from RefSeq and is a predicted model, not a curated record.
AUGUGGGGUCUACGAUGGAUCAUAUUUCUGGUAAGCUUGUACAUCCUCGUAAAUUGCAUAGUACCUCUCAUUGAGCGGGAGAUAGCUUCACGGUGUUUUACUUGGAUCUUAUCGGUCCUCUUGGCCUAUGCCGUCUCGAGCCGUUUCAGCACGGGCGGGAGAAUCGACACCGUCCGGGGCAAGGCGGUACUCGUGACGGGUUGCGACACGGGGAUCGGAAACGCUCUGGCCAGGCACCUCGAUCGGCUGGGGUUCCGGGUGUUUGCCGGCUGCCUGUUUGCGGAUAGGGGUGAGGCAAGUAGGCUUGCUGAGGAAAGUUCUGAUAGGCUGAAGGUGGUUCAGUUGGAUGUGACCAGUGACCAGCAGGUCUCUGACGCAGUGGCGUCUAUUGGAGGGACUCUAUCAUCAACUGGAGAUGUCUUGUGGGGUGUUGUGAACAACGCUGGAACAGCCUGCUUUGGUUUCAUGGAGUGGGUACCCCUCAAGAGGUACAAACAACUGGCCGAGGUGAACCUAUGGGGGAUGAUACGCGUUACCAAGGCAGCAUUGCCUCUCAUCAGAAAAUCUAAAGGCCGUGUGGUGAACAUGAGUAGUAUGCUAGGCCGUUACAGCCCGCCCUCCAGUUCGGCAUACAGUAUCACCAAGUAUGGCGUCCAAGCUCUCACCGAUUGUCUACGCGGGGAAUUGUACACGUUUGGUAUCAACGCUGUCAUCAUUGAGCCCGGGAACUUCUCGGGUUCUUCAGCCAUGUUUACGAAACAGUUCAUGCUAAAUGAUCAAGAUAAAUUAUGGCGUGAGACACCUGGAUACGUCAAAGAAGCCUAUGGUGAGGAAUUCUUCACUGGCGCCAAAACUAGUAUCGUCUCUUUAAGUCAAGGGUCGUCAACCUCGAGCCUUGACCCUGUAAUGGAUGCCUUCGAGCACGCCCUCACCGACAAGAAUCCACGUGCAAGAUAUUUCCCGGGCAAUUUGAUUUCCAAGUUGUCCGUGUGGUACAAUUGUUAUCUGCCCUCUUCCGUCUCCGACUUGGCCUAUAAAAUGUAUUUUAUAUAUUUAGGACGUACAAUAAAAGGAAAGCAAUGUUAGAUGACAGUGAUGUCAUAAGAGCAUUGCCUGUGGGACAGUGCCACUUUUGUCACUCAUGCUAUAGUUCUUCAAACCUAUGUUGUGAAACAUAUACUUUGAAUUUUGUAAUGACUUCUUUUUUAUUGGUACAACCUUUUACUUUUUGAUACUGUGAAAAACCUUAACUUCAAUGUCGUAAAAGAAAAAGCAAUUCUUACAACUAUUGCUAUUUCCAAAUGCUGAAAGCAGUGUGUUCCCAGAGACGAGCCAUGUUGCUUGGGUGGCAAAUUUAAAAACAUGAUUUGCAAGACAAUAACGAUUACCAAAAUAGUCAAAUAAAUUGAUUUGCAUGUCAGUUUACUUCACAUUCUGUACAAACUUUUUUUUAAUUGAUAUGUUAUUUUGAUAUUCUUAGAAAAUUUUCCGUAUUAAAAAUAUAUAUUGUUGGUGCAUCAGCUGAAAGUUACAUUUAUCAACAUGAAUAACAUGACACGAUCAUAUCAUAUAAAUACAAAUUUAUGCAUUUUAACAGAACAUCACUGGCUAAAAUCUGGGUUUUCCAUUUCACCAUGUGAUUAUAUUUGCAACAAUAAACUCAUAAGUAGGCAUCCAUUAUUAAUGUUGUAUGUUAGGCCUAUGGGUGCUGAGAAAACAUUGAAUAAUAGGCCUAACACCGAAAUAAUUUUAUAGUGUUUUAAAAUGUUAUAUUCUUUAAUUUAUCAAAUAAUUACAGCUCAAGCAAAAACACCUAUACUAAUACUACAUGUAUUAUGCCUUGAACACCCAGCAGGGUGGAUAUGUGCGCAUUACAAGUCUAUAAUUAAAAAAUUAUUAUCUAUAAUAUAUAUAUCUAUUUUUUUAAAUUAUGCUUCAGCUAACAUUUUGCUAUCUUUCAAAUAAAAAAAUACUCAUUUGCAGA